Molecule: messenger RNA, 909 nt
Organism: Xenia sp. Carnegie-2017
Lineage: Eukaryota; Metazoa; Cnidaria; Anthozoa; Malacalcyonacea; Xeniidae
Product: rRNA N6-adenosine-methyltransferase METTL5-like
Exons: 2
Coding region: 104-733 (209 amino acids)
Biological process (GO): rRNA methylation
Molecular function (GO): rRNA (adenine-N6-)-methyltransferase activity; nucleic acid binding
Source: RefSeq, a predicted model, not a curated record
GACACAGAGAUCAACAAAAAAAACGUUGAUGGAACUGACAUCGCGUUCUUGAAAUGAAAUAUACGUUUUUAGGUCGCUUACCAAAGACUAUUUAAAGUCAAACAUGAAGUUAAAGCAACUGGAAGGAUUUCUUGAAAAUCUAGAAGUUUAUAAAGAUCCAAAAGUCCAUCUUGAGCAGUAUCCUACAACACCCCACAUUGCAGCACACAUGUUGUACACAAUUGACCAGACAUUUGGGGAUAUAAAGGGUUACAGUAUAGCAGACUUGGGUUGUGGAUGUGCAAUACUUAGUGUUGGUGCUGCUAUGAUUGGCAGCGAACAUGUUGUGGGAUUUGACAUUGAUGCUGAUGCUUUGGAAAUAGCACAAAAAAACUUGGAGGAAAGUGAACUUGAAUCAAAUGUUGAAUUUAUCCAAUGUGAUGUUAAGCAAAUAGACUUUAUUUUGACUGAAGAAAAUCUUUUCGAUAUUGUUAUUAUGAAUCCACCAUUUGGUACAAAGAAUAAUGCUGGUGUUGACAUGCUAUUUCUAGAGAAAGCAGUAAAACUUGCAAAAAGAUCAGUGUAUUCUUUGCAUAAGACUGCUACAAGAGCACACAUCAAAAAGAAGGCCAGAGAUCUCAAUAUUAAAAUGGAAGUCAUUGCAGAACUGCGGUUUAAUUUAGAUGCGUCUUACAAAUUUCAUCGAAGAAAAUCAAUUGAUAUUGAAGUUGAUUUUAUUAGAUUCGAUGUUUGAGAAAAAUUAUAUAGUUUAUUAGCUAGUUCGGUGUGCACCAGUGUACAGAUUAUGAAAAACGUUCAAAUUAAUUUGUGUUCUCUGUUUAUUAAAUAAACAUUAUAAAAAACCCAACUAUAUAUACGUAUGAUAAUGCUGAAUAUAUUUUUCUAUUUCGCUGAAUUGCAAUAAUUCUA